This is a messenger RNA of Erinaceus europaeus (western European hedgehog), 249 nucleotides long. Its product is annotated as beta-defensin 105-like. The record is from RefSeq and is a predicted model, not a curated record. NCBI's taxonomy places the organism in Eukaryota, Metazoa, Chordata, Mammalia, Eulipotyphla, Erinaceidae. The coding region runs from base 1 to 249 and encodes 82 amino acids. The transcript has 3 exons. Gene Ontology annotation, cellular component: extracellular region. Gene Ontology annotation, biological process: innate immune response.
AUGGCUCUGAGUAGAAAGGCAGUUUCUCUUGUUUUUGCUUUUCUCUUCAUUUUGGCUCAAUUUCCACUAGGGGGCCAGGCAGGACUUGAAUAUUCCCAGCCAUUUCCAGGAGGUGAGUUUGUUGCAUGUAAACCAUGCAGGCUUGGUCGGGGCAGAUGCAGAAGGUAUUGCCAUGAGGAUGAGAAAGCUGAUGGAAAUUGCAGGCUGAACUUCUUCUGUUGCCGACCAAGGAUCCAAAAAGCCAAAUGA